This is a messenger RNA of Aplysia californica (California sea hare), 1779 nucleotides long. Its product is annotated as RWD domain-containing protein 2B. The record is from RefSeq and is a predicted model, not a curated record. NCBI's taxonomy places the organism in Eukaryota, Metazoa, Mollusca, Gastropoda, Aplysiida, Aplysiidae. The transcript has 8 exons. The coding region runs from base 273 to 1205 and encodes 310 amino acids. Gene Ontology annotation, molecular function: protein binding.
UUUGAGUUGAUGUAAUAUUGUGUCCACGUUUCAAGAUAGCCCGAGGACAUUUCCCUCCUGAUUAUUAUAGUUUGAUUUCUAGUUUAUGAUAUGGUUGAUUUUAUACGACGCCUAGGCCUGCAGCAAAUUGAACAACUGGCCCUGCCCUGCCCUGUGGUCUAACAUGUGCAGUUUCAGUUUGGAUGGAUACUUGUCUUCUUUUGCAGUCAACUCAUGUGUAAGAAUAUAUCCAGCACUUUUCAAAACAAGGUGACUGUGCAAAUUUACUGAAAAUGUCUUCGUCAUCAAAGUGCCUUGAAGGACUAGAACUUCAACUUGCUGAGGUGGACAUGUUAACAUCCAUGUAUCCGAACCCUGGAGAGUUUGAACUGGACGAUCCUGUGGCAGUAGAACUUGUCCGCGCUGUGGUGAAUAGAAACCUUGAGCUGGAGAGUCUUGAUACACGGAUUGGGUUCACUAUUAAAGUGUCAUGUGAGGAAAAAAACAAGAAGCUGACAGUUGUGCUGGUAUGCCUGCUGCCCCAUGAGUACCCCUUUGUAAAGCCACAAAUCUUCACUAGAGCCUCAGAUAUGAGCCGGGAACGACACAAGGAACUGAGGGAAGAUUUACAAAAACAGCUGGAGAGCUUGCAGGAAGAUGAGCUUGUGGUUGGGAUGAUGGUAGAGUGGCUACAGGAGAGGUUGUAUCAAGAGCUGCCCUUCCUCGGCACCAACAACAAAGUUAAGAAAACAGAAGUAGGAUCCGGGUCCAAGAAGAUAACAGACUCUGGGAGAGACACAAUAACAAGAUUGUGGGUGUACAGCCACCACAUAUACAGCAAGAUCAAGCGGCGCGACAUUCAGGAGUGGGGGCAGGAACUCGGACUUCACGGCUUCAGCCUGCCUGGAAAGCCAGGGGUCAUCUGUGCGGAGGGCUUCACAUGUGACGUGGACGAAUUCUGGUACCGCAUCAGGAGGAUGACCUGGAAGAAAAUCUGCAUUAAGGAGCAGGAGGUGGACCCUUCUCCUAGUUCCGGAGACUUGCGGGAUGGCUGCAAGUUUGAUUCCUUCUCGGAGCUGGUUCUAAAUGCUCGUGGUGGCAAAGGCAGAGAAUACCACAUGGACCUGGGCCAGUUCAAUACCUACCUACAAGAACAUGGCAGUGGACACAUCUUUAAUUUAUUCUUUGGUGUGGACGGUCGGCAAGCAGAUAAUGACGAUGGAUAAUGGCAGGAAGAUUUGUACUAUUUGUUGUUGUUAUUAUUAUUAUUAUUAUUAUUAUUAUUAUUAUUAUCUUUAAUAUUAUAAUGUACACUUGCUCUUCAGCAGCACAGCUGAGGGUGGGCUUAUCUGUAAGUGGACAAUGUGCAAAGUGCCAAAGUGCCUGAAAACUGACAUUUUGAAAACUUGAACUGUUUUUAUAUAUUUGAAAUCAUCAAGGACCUCAGUUUGCUACAGUCUACUUGGUCCCACACUGAUUUUGUUCUAAAUUUACAUUUUAUGCAUCAUAUUGUCUGUUCCCUGACCAGUUGUCACUAGGCAUGUAGCCUAUUUAUUGUGUUCUGCAUUUGUAUAGAGGUGUCUCACUGUGUUCAGCAAUAGUCCUGGGGAAGCCUGAAAAAGCUGGGUCCUGAAAAUGUCACUUUAUUGAAGAAAUACAACGCAAAAAUCUUUAUUUUUAUAUAUAUAUAUAUAUAAAGAUUUUCUAAUCCCAAUUUUGUUUUUAAUGCUGAUUAAGUUUUUCACUUCUCAGUUGUACAACUCAAUAAAGUAUUUAGCCAUUGAUUCCUUGGUCGUGAAA